Messenger RNA from Harmonia axyridis, 723 nucleotides. RefSeq lists its product as uncharacterized. The record is from RefSeq and is a predicted model, not a curated record. The transcript is spliced from 2 exons. Bases 41 to 649 code for a protein of 202 amino acids. Lineage: Eukaryota; Metazoa; Arthropoda; Insecta; Coleoptera; Coccinellidae.
AAACCCCAUGACAGUUCACAAGAGCUAAUUAUAUCAAACAAUGAAGUGCUUCGCGAAAUUCAUCUUGCUGGUAGCUUCUCUACAUCAGCUAUAUUUUUCUGUCAAUUCCUUGGAAUGUCGCCACUGUAAUAGUCAAGAUUAUGACUCUGAUUGUCGCAAAGGGUCAGAAGAGAAGACUACAACAUGUACAGUAGCAGGGGAAGAUCACUGUUAUGCGGAAUACAUACUGAAUAAGGGACAAAAACCAUUAUACCGUAGAGGUUGUGCUCCAAGUGACUGGUGCGAACAACAAAUUGAUAACCAUGAUACAGCCCUCAAAUUCUGCAAAGUUUGUCAAGGCCCAAAAUGUAACGACGUACGCCUUGGUGGUAAAGAUCCUUCCCACAAAGCAUGUAAGAAAUGUUACAGCGAAACUAUCGAAAGUGAGUGUCGAAAAGGCCUAAGAGUAAUGGAUACUGAAGAUUGUGGGUCCGGGGAAACUUGUGUAUAUUCAUAUGUUAAUACCGCUAAAAAGGAUAUAUAUGAAAGAAGAUGUGGUAAGAGCAAUUAUUGCCAAAACUUGAAGGAAAAAUAUAGAAUGUCGUUGGAAACAUGCGAAGAUUGUGAUGAUGACUUGUGCAAUAAUGAGGCUAUGAAGUUUGCCAUAUGAAUUUUACUCUAUUUGUCCUCAUGUAUGAAACAUAUUAUUUUAUUUAAAUAAAUACAUCGUAUUGAUUGCAUUAA